AUGAGGCUCCAGUUGGACCAAUUCGGUCAGAUCAAGAACUACAUCCACAUGGGCCAAGGGGUUAUCCUCUUCCUUGCUUGGGUUCUCACAAUCGCCUUACUGACAAGGCCGGGCACGACAGAUGGUCGAGUCGGCUGGUACUUUGCCUUGUGUUGGCUCACGAUCCCCAUCCUGAUCUACCUUGUCAUGGUCCCCAUGUGGUCCCGCGCUCGCCGCUUCUCCAAUGUCUAUGCGUUCGCCGCACUCGAUUCUCUGGCCGUGGUCCUCUGGCUGAGCGCUUGGGCUGCCGUUGCCAGCUACGUGUCUGCGGGGAAGGGUAAAGGGAAAAGCACAGACAAGAAUGCAACAGGCUGCGAUAACUUCAAGUACGGCAGUCCCGGGCGUUGCAAGCUGUCGGAAACCGUCAUCGUGUUUGGCGUCUUUGAGAUGUUGCUGUUCAUCGCGACGGCAUUCAUCUCGUUCCGGGCCGUCAUGACAUUCAAGAGAACGGGCAUGAUGCCCCAGAAUCUCCCGGGUGCUGGGGGAAAGAGCGACUUUUCUGCGCAGACGCAAAAUGACUUCUCGAGCAACAUGCGGACUGACGAUGAGGACUUCGAUGAGCGUCCAGGUGUGGGUGGAAGACAGGAAUAUGCAUACCAGAAGCCUUCCCUCGAUGACUCGUAUGCGCCGAUUCGCCAGAGCGAUCACGACAAUGACCUCGCACAGAUGCCUGCUGCGCAGCCGACCAGUCCACUGAACCGUACCGGGUUGGGCAUUCAGGACUACAACACGAGUUACAACCCGGGGGCGUUCAAUAGUCAGAGUCAACCGAUGAUGGCAGGGCGAUAA
Fonsecaea erecta is the source of this 828-nucleotide messenger RNA. RefSeq lists its product as hypothetical. The record is from RefSeq and is a predicted model, not a curated record. The coding region runs from base 1 to 828 and encodes 275 amino acids. Gene Ontology annotation, cellular component: membrane. The transcript is spliced from 2 exons. Lineage: Eukaryota; Fungi; Ascomycota; Eurotiomycetes; Chaetothyriales; Herpotrichiellaceae.